Messenger RNA from Aphidius gifuensis, 1505 nucleotides. RefSeq lists its product as uncharacterized. The record is from RefSeq and is a predicted model, not a curated record. NCBI's taxonomy places the organism in Eukaryota, Metazoa, Arthropoda, Insecta, Hymenoptera, Braconidae. The coding region runs from base 78 to 1505 and encodes 475 amino acids. The transcript is spliced from 6 exons.
AUACAUUCUUCAACAAGUUAUUAUGAUAUAAAAAUAUUUGUUUUAUUUCCUUUGUCUGAUUAUCAGAAAAAACGAAAAUGAAAAUAAAAAAUUCAGUUUUUUGUCUUUUUUUAUUAAUAAUUUAUAUGAAUAAAUAUGUAGAUUGUUUUGAUGGCGUAAGUUAUAAUGAUGCAAAAGAUAUGUUUGAAACAUUUACAAAUAUUGUAAAUAGAGUUAAUCAAGCUAAAACACAAGCUGAAACUGGUACUCAAUAUGAUGCAAAUCCAUGGGGUGACCAGACAUCAGCAAUUCUUGAUGCACUUAUCAACAAGGUCGAUGCAAUAUCAUCGCAAUUAAAUGUUAUAAACGAUCUUAUGAAUUCACGUGUUGGAAAAAUUGAAAAAAUGAUUAUAGAGGUGACUUAUGGAACACAAAAAGAUAAUUUACUUCGUGAUUUUAAUAAAGCUUCUAAUCGCAUACAAUUUGCUUAUGAAAAACUACUUACGUUCGCUAAUGCUGGUAAAAAUAUAACAAAGAGAAGAAUUAAAAAUUUCAUAGAAGAAGAUAUUGAAAAUCUAGGUACUGAAGGAGUUGAAGGAAAUUUAGCCACUAUAUUCGAUAUUAUUACAAGUGAGAAUUUGAUAAAUGUUGGAAGUAGUGAGCAAUCUUUAUUAGCAUUAAUUACCAAAAAAGAAUUAGAAAAAGGUGGUGAUGUUUGUGGUAGACAUAAAUCUUCACAAUUAAUUAUUUAUCAAUUCUUUCUCACAGUUUGUAGUAUUGAAAUAUUAGGUGCAACAACACUUGCAUAUGGUUAUGCUCUCAAUGAAAUACUUCAAAAAAGUGAAAAUAAAACUGAUUUAGCAAGUGAUGAAAUUCCAGUUAUAAAAGAAGAGUUUAAAAAACGAGUAACAGCUUAUUCAAACAAAUUUGCCAAAUCAAUUGAAUCAGUAUCACGUGCUUUUCGUAAUUGUGAUCCAGUUGAAAGUCAUAUGCAUAUACGAGACGUUACUUUUACGGAGAUGUGGGGGCUUACACAAUCAAUUGUUCUGUCAGAAUUUUCACUGGCAUCACGUAGAUCAUGUGCAGGAACGUGUGCAAAUGUUCAUAAUAAACCAAAUAAUUUUCAAUUCUGUUAUAAUAAACCGAUGCAUGGCGAUAGAGUUUACAAAACAGAUACCCGAGCCUGUUGGUGGUGGUAUAACGCUCCCGAAAAACCGGAACUUUGUCCAACUCCACGAAGAUGCCAUGGACUUAUGAGCGAUUGUAUUGAAAUUACAAAUGCUAAACCAUGCAUGCUGAAAAAUGAUACACGUCGGUAUCAAUUUAUAAAAGAUGUUUCUAAUGAUAAAAGUUACGGCUUAGAAAGUGAAUGUAAAGGAUACGAAGCUGAUUUCGAGUGGAGCAAAGACGAUGUUUAUGAUUGUACAUUUUGUUUAUGUACAUGUGAUGAUAACAUAUAUACUUCAGAAUCUGUACAUAUGAUAAGUUUGAAACUAGCUCGUAGUGAUACUGCCAAUAACAAGUAA